Molecule: messenger RNA, 1764 nt
Organism: Kockovaella imperatae
Lineage: Eukaryota; Fungi; Basidiomycota; Tremellomycetes; Tremellales; Cuniculitremaceae
Product: alpha amylase
Exons: 11
Coding region: 1-1764 (587 amino acids)
Biological process (GO): oligosaccharide catabolic process
Molecular function (GO): alpha-amylase activity
Source: RefSeq, a predicted model, not a curated record
AUGGCAGAGACAUUCCAACGUCGAGCACACUACAAAGAAUGCUGUAUCUAUCAGAUCUACCCUGCUUCCUUCUGCGAUGGUAAUGGAGAUGGGAUGGGCGAUAUCCCAGGAAUCAUUUCAAAAUUGGAUUAUCUGAAAGACUUGGGUUGUGAUGUUAUCUGGCUGUCACCCAUCUAUCAAUCCCCCUUUGUGGACAAUGGGUACGACGUGUCAGACUAUACGGCAAUAGACCCACGAUUCGGGACAUUGGACGAUGUCGACGCACUCAUUGCGGGUCUUCAUGAACGAGGCAUCAAACUCGUCAUGGACCUCAUCAUCAAUCAUACAAGUAAUGAACAUUAUUGGUUCAAGGAAUCGAGGAAAUCAAAAGACAACCCAUACAGAGAUUUCUACUGGUGGCGUCCACCCAAGUGGUCUGAAUCCGGCGAAAGACUUCCACCUAACAAUUGGCGCGAAGAAUUCUCGAACGGAUCAGCAUGGCAAUGGGACGAACAUACGGGAGAGUACUACUUGCACUUGUAUGCCAAAGAGCAGCCUGAUCUCAAUUGGGAGAACCCAAAGCUCCGCCAAGUCAUCUACGAGGACGUCAUGAAGUGGUGGUUGGAUAGAGGUGUGGAUGGAUUCAGGAUGGACGUGAUCAACUUGAUCUCAAAGAAUCCCGAGCUGCCAGACGCGUCGAUUCAGGACGAAGGGGAGACCUGGCAAUGGUCAUAUGAGCACACUGCGAACGGACCACGCAUACACGAGUUCCUGAAGGAGAUGAACAAGGAGGUUUUGUCGCUUUAUCCCGAUAUUAUCACCGUUGGCGAAACGCCCUUCACUCAUCACGACUUUGAUACCCUGGUACCAUAUGUAUUGCCCGAGAACAACGAACUCCAGAUGAUUUUUCAGUUCGAACAGACAGAAGUGGACGGAUAUCCUCCUCUCGUCGUCAAGAAGUAUACUCUUCCCGAAUUCAAGCAAGUCACCUCAAGGUGGCAGACGGGCAUGCAAGAACGCGGAGGCUGGAAUGCAAACUAUCUCGAGAACCACGAUGUCGCUCGAUCAGUCUCUCGUUUUGGAGAUGAUUCGACCCCUGAGAAUCGAGUCUUGACUGCCAAGUUGUUGGCCCUCCUUCAAUGUACACUGAGUGGCACGCUUUACGUGUAUCAAGGCGAGGAGAUCGCCAUGGCCAAUAUUCCCCCGUCAUGGAGCAUAGAAGAGUACAAAGAUGUCGCUUCGCAGGCAUACUACCAUGAGGAGUAUGAGAUACGAAAGAAGGACGGACAGACUCCCGACAUGUCAGAUGUGAUGCACGCUCUGCAGUGUAAAUCUCGCGAUUGCGCUCGUACGCCUAUGCAAUGGAGCGAUUCGACUCAAGCUGGGUUUUCGACCGGAAUACCAUGGAUGAGAGUGAACGAUGAUUAUAGGGAAUGGAAUGUCGAGGCACAGAAGGAUGAUCCAAAGAGUGUCUUGUCAUUCUGGAAGGAUAUGAUCAAGUUCAGGAAACGGUAUUUGAGCAGUACAUACGGUCUGUUUGAAGAGAUACAUCCGGAUCAUCCUCACAUUUACAGCUACACCAAGACCUAUGAUCGGGAAACCAUGCUCGUCAUCAUCAACUUUGCGAAUGAGUCGGUUGAUUUCGAUUUCGGAAAUGUCAAGAUUCCAGCUGGGAAACCAAAGGACCAGAUCUCUAAUCUGGAGUCAGGGUCGGCGGCGUCCGUCGACAAUAAGGUCUCGAUGAGGCCCUACGAGGCGAGGGCAAUGGUUUGGGAUGGACAGUGA